UUAACUAAUAAUAUCAUAAACAUGUCAGACCCAACCAACUCUCCCCAAGUCACCCUUCCCUUCCCCCACCUCCCACAAGGCUCCCAUCCACUUCUAAAAUCCCUCAAAGCCUCCAUCUCCCAAACCCUCCACUCAAAAUCGACUCUGCACCACUACAACUCCUCCCACCUCCAGUCCUACUCAAUUCGGCUGCAUCAAAUCCACCAGAGUCUUCUUCGCACAAAGGCCGAAAUCUCCCAGACUGACUGGGCAGGCCUCACCGACCAGAUCCCUGCUCUUUCACUGGGCAUUGAGCAGGUGAAGGCUGAAGUUGACCAGGUUCUGGAGAAGUACAACCAUUUGUUCUGUUAUGGGCUUACUAAGAAGAAGAGACCGCCCAAGAAAAGGUGUAUAAAGACAGGCAAAAAAUUAGUCCCUAAAAGUACUUCCUUAGCUUUGACCUGAAGCAGAGUCUUGAAAGCCCGAGAGAAUUACAAAAAGACUUUUACUCACGUCGAAAACAGAGUUUACGAGCAAACUAUUGAAAUUGACAGCCAAGUCUGGGCUGCCUGUCACGAAAAUAUGAACAGUUAUAAUUUCAGAACAGGAGAAGAAGGCUUUAGACCUGAAGAUAGGCUCGUUAUUGAUUGGGAAGAUCCUUCAAACUAUAAACUCGUCAAGAAGCUUCAGAAAAUUACUCUUAUUUGGCUUGACGAAGUGAGGAUAAUAAAUAUCUCAGAAAGACACCCAGAACUGGCAAAAUCAAUUCUAAGUGGCUUAGUUCCAAGAAAAAUUAAUCACCUAGAAUUAAGAGCAGAUCAAUUUGUUAAAAUUGAAAAAUUCAUGGAUGGGUUCACUUGAGCUAACCUUAAAGUGCAAAUAAAGGUCACACUUUACAAUUUUAACAUUAAAAACCAACUAUGUUUGAAGAACAAAGGCGAGAAAAUAAAAGAUGACUAUUGGCUGGUUAAAUUCUUUCAGGAGUACAAACAUGUUAAGGCAAUAAAGUUCUCUGAAUGCAUAUUAGAUUUCGAAGAUAUCUCUGAUUUUUCUCGAGCAUUGAAGAACACCUCUAUUGAAACAUUAACCUUUGGUGAGAAAUAUGGUUGAUAUAAACGCUGCUGGUUAGGAUUUAAUGGUAAAAGAUUCCAUAACUUUAUUGAAGGUAUUUCUAACUCAGACUUGAAGAAAUCUCUACAGAUUUUAUGAUUUCCACAAUGUUUCGAAGCUGAACAAAAUACUGUUAGUGUUUUGAAGGACAAUGGACUAGACCAUGUUGAGAUAUACAGCCACAUCCGUAAAAACUGAUACCCACAGAGUGGAUAUGGGCGCCUAUUUGACUAUUAUAGAGAUAUUUUAUUUCAGUCUUAG
Molecule: messenger RNA, 1350 nt
Organism: Moneuplotes crassus
Lineage: Eukaryota; Ciliophora; Spirotrichea; Euplotida; Euplotidae
Source: the annotation of a GenBank genome assembly